Messenger RNA from Lactuca saligna, 710 nucleotides. NCBI's taxonomy places the organism in Eukaryota, Viridiplantae, Streptophyta, Magnoliopsida, Asterales, Asteraceae. The record is from the annotation of a GenBank genome assembly.
CAUCUACAUAAUCAAAAACCUCAUGAAUAGUCCAUUAGUAUAUGGACAAACACACAUAUUAGAAAAGAAAAUGCACCCACUAUCCUUCUGUUAUUUGUUCAACAAAUCUCCUUCUCCAUCAAAGCAUAGAAAUAGAUCAUGAACUCUAACAAGGUUUUCAAUUUAGCAGAUGUCUCUCCACACAACAAUAGUAAAGAUUGUUGGGUCAUUAUCAACGCGAGGGUGUAUGAUGUUACAAACUUCUUGAAUGAUCAUCCGGGAGGAGAUAACGUGUUGUUAGAUGUAGCAGGUAAAGAUGCAAGCGAUGAGUUUGAGGAAGUGGGUCAUGGGAGUGCUGCAAGAUUGAUGUUAGAUGAGUAUUAUAUUGGAGAAAUCGAUCAUGUAGAAGUAGAACCUCUUUAUGAUAUUUCCAAGAAGUUGGCUUCUAAAUAUAACAAAAAUACCAAAAAACAACAAACCAUCACCAAGGAAGACAAAGGAUUGGGGAUAAAUUUGACAAUGAAGUUCAUUUUGCUCGUUGUUUCCACAACAAUCCUCGGAGUAGCUAUUGGCUUUUUGUUGUACAAGUGAUGUGAAAAAAAAAAUGUUAUUUUUUGUUGAUAAUAAUAAUUAUAUGUGUUUAAAAGUCCUUUUUGUUGGUUACAAAUAUGUACGUUCAUAACGUGCACCAUAUAUUGUUUUAUGACUAAGUGUCAUAAAGAAAAUGGGAA